Molecule: messenger RNA, 1679 nt
Organism: Magnolia sinica
Lineage: Eukaryota; Viridiplantae; Streptophyta; Magnoliopsida; Magnoliales; Magnoliaceae
Product: coatomer subunit beta'-1-like
Exons: 7
Coding region: 867-1214 (115 amino acids)
Biological process (GO): retrograde vesicle-mediated transport, Golgi to endoplasmic reticulum; intracellular protein transport; endoplasmic reticulum to Golgi vesicle-mediated transport
Cellular component (GO): COPI vesicle coat
Source: RefSeq, a predicted model, not a curated record
UGCAUAAACCAUUUCCAUCUGGAGUGUUUUUUUUUUCUUUUUCCCUUCUUAAUCUUAUGCAAUCAUGUCAUUUGUUUGUUAAAUGUCGUGAGUAAGAAAAUGCCCUUCUAUCACAGGAUUACAAAAUUCGAGGAGCUCGUGGCAUUAGGAAGUAGGUUGCUUGUUGGGUUUCACCAAGAGCUAGGUGAGUUCCAUUCGUCUUAUGGUUUUUCUCUUGCUACAUUUUCUAGUUUUAAGUGUCAUCACUCAUUGACUAUACAUAUGACAUUCAUAUUUGGCAAUCUAGAGACUGUCCAAAUCUUGGGUGGUUGGCCCUAUUGUUGAUGGAGUUGUCCCUAAAUAUCACACUAAUUAUUUGAUCUUAAACAUCUAACUUGCCUAUUGAUGGUUACCAAUGUUUUUUAUCCACCCAUUCAAUGGACACCAUUUCAGUGGUUAGGAUGUUCAAUCAGCAUAGUUUUAUUGGACUAAACCAUGUUAGAUUAUUUAGGUCACUGUUGAAGAGCUGAUGAGUGGACACACAUGCUAAGGUCGCAUGAUAUGAACCAAGUAUUCGCUUAGACAGCCAUUUCAUCUAUUUUCUAUCAAACGGACUGUAUCUAGUGUUGUUAAUUAUUAAUUAAGACUUGCUCUAUCUGCCUCAUUUUACAGCUUGAGUCAUUUUUUUGCCAAACAGCCCUUUACCACAUUCUAAACUGGAGGAAGGUGGGAAGUUGUACAUUUGAGGUUAAUCUUUCUCAAGGGCUGGCAGUUGAACUUUUGAAUGAUCACCGAAUACAUCUAUUGCUUGGAAUACCUUUAUUGUCUUUAAUAGUUCCAAGGUUGACUCACCAUAUUGGACCCUAUAAGGCAAACAAACUAGAGUUAUGUAUCAUCAAGAGGAGAAAUUUGUGAGACUUGAGAACAUGUUGAAUUAUGGUCUUAAACGAGUGUGGGCUGUUGGAUAUAUGAAAGGUUCGCGCCAGGUUGUAAUUGGAUAUGAUGAAGGAACCAUUAUGAUAAAAAUUGGUCGAGAAGAACCAGUUGCUAGUAUGGACAAUAGUGGCAAGAUCAUAUUGGCUAAGCAUAAUGAAAUUCAAACUGUGAACAUCAAGACUGUGGGGGCAGAUUUUGAGGUUACAAAUGGAGAACGAUUGCCUUUGGUUGUGAAGGAGUUGGGAAGUUGUGAUCUUUACCCUCAGGUUAUUUUCUCCAUCAACGCAAGGCAGAGAUGACAGAUUUCCUGAGAAAGGUUCAUAUGUAUGUAGAUUCUCAAGAAAAACUUACUCAUUCUCAGAUUGCAUUGUGGAAUAUGCAUCCAUUAUUCAAAAAAAGGGUGACAUUCCAAGCACUCACACUCUCUCCUUGCUAGCUAAAUUGGCUGAUAAGUUAAAGAAGUCAGUAGAGGAUGAAAUUUAUUUUCUCAAGCCAAGGGUUUCAGAACUUGAAAGUGAUCUUGUGUCGAAGUCCACAGAAGUUACAUCUGCAGUUUCAAGGAAAGAAGAAGCUCUAUCUUCUACAUUUGCUGAAAUUGACCGUUUAAAGGAAGAAAAUUCUGUAAAAAUGUGAGCAUUAUUGAAUGCAUAUGGAGGGUGUUUAUUAUGUUGGAGUGUAUUUGUUUCUUGCAUAUGAGGGCACGCCUUAUGUGUAAUUCUUAUGAUAGGUUAAGCACAGUGAAGUAUUGUUUAUUUAGACAUGUG